AUGCAAUACUUUGGGUUUGAAGACCCGGCAGACGCUUAUAGGGGCACUCAGCCGGAUGCGUCGAGAUUUAACAACAACGCCUCCGACAUCAAUAUCCAGGGGGCUUUUCCAGACGAAAUCAACUUCAACACCAACUCGACUGGUUACUACCAAUUUCCAGGCCAAAUUAACCAAACGGAUGUGGCGAACUACGCUGUAGUGUUGGAAGGAUACUUCUAUGGACCACAAGGAGAAUACAGCGUUAGUUUGAGUGAUACGGGGACUGAUGAUUACAGCUUUCUCUGGACGGGUUCAAACGCCUAUUCCGCUUGGACGAACGCGAACGCCGCUAUCACGGAAAGUAUUGCAGGGCAGUACACCCAAAACCACACGUUCAAUCUCACAGCGGAAAGCGAGUUCCUGCCCAUGACCAUACUGUGGAUAAAUGUGUUCAGCUCUGGUUCACUAGAAUUCGUCAUUUACCCACCUGCAGGCGAGGGAAUCUUCGUUUACCCACCCACAGGAGGGGAAAUCACGAACACUUCUGGAUACUUCUUUCAAGCGUACACCGGCGACGGUUUCGUAUACCAUGUAUAG
Molecule: messenger RNA, 576 nt
Organism: Letharia lupina
Lineage: Eukaryota; Fungi; Ascomycota; Lecanoromycetes; Lecanorales; Parmeliaceae
Exons: 1
Coding region: 1-576 (191 amino acids)
Source: RefSeq, a predicted model, not a curated record